Stomoxys calcitrans (stable fly) is the source of this 598-nucleotide messenger RNA. RefSeq names its product eclosion hormone. The transcript has 3 exons. The coding region runs from base 161 to 457 and encodes 98 amino acids. The record is from RefSeq and is a predicted model, not a curated record. Gene Ontology annotation, biological process: ecdysis, chitin-based cuticle; neuropeptide signaling pathway. Gene Ontology annotation, molecular function: ecdysis-triggering hormone activity. Lineage: Eukaryota; Metazoa; Arthropoda; Insecta; Diptera; Muscidae.
GAAGCUUUGUUUUUUUUAGUAUCAACUAAACAGUCUAUGAGGAAUAAUAAUAAUUUGUCGAAACAAAUAAAGAUAAUAAAAACAAAUUAAAUAAAAUAAAAAAUUAUUAAAAUUAAUUUUCUAAAAAUAUUUAAACAUUUUAGAAACCAAAAGCCUAAAAAUGUUCUCUUCAAAGUCAAUUGCCGCUACCUUUGCCCUAGUGGCCAUAGGUUUUGCUUUUAUGCAAUUCAGUCAGGCUAUGCCCUCCAUAAGUCAUUAUGGCAAACGUUUUGAUUCCAUGUCUGGCAUUGAUUAUAUUCAAAUCUGCUUAAAUAAUUGUGCCCAAUGCAAGAAAAUGUUUGGCGAUUAUUUCCAAGGUCAAACUUGUGCUGAAUCCUGUUUAAAAUUCAAGGGCAAGGCCAUACCAGAUUGUGAGGAUCUACCCUCUAUAGCGCCCUUUUUGAAUACCCUGGAAUAAAUGCCCAAUUGAUUGGAAGAGAAUAGUGAAAAUAGUGGAAAAGGUUGAUAUGUUGAUUCGAUGUGAUGAAGAUUGAUGACGUUGACGUUAACGUUAAUGAUGACGUUGAUGCUGAUGUAACGAAUUAUGGAAAAGACUUAU